AAAUUAUCCGACAGAUGUGAGUGAAAAUUUUGUGAUUUAGAAUUUUUUAUUUGACCAUGAACAAUUUAUUCGAUUUGAUAAGAAACUGUGAUGGUGUCAAAAUACAUUUGUGAAAUUAAUUAUGAACUAACGAUGAUUUUUCCUGCAAUCGGUUUUUUGGAAGAAACGAAAACAGAAGAGAGUCUGUUGAAUUCUUGACCAGGAUAGGAUAAAAGCAUGAGUUGAAAUGAAGAAAAGCUACACCUCAACAGAUAUUAACCAAAAUCAGGGCCAGGAGCUCUCAAAAAAAUUAUAUCGAUCCGUAAGUGAACAAGCUAAACGUUUAGACGAUGCGAGAAGUUGUGCCCGAAAUGUUGGAGAUCUUUUCACGCCAAAUUUACAAAUACAAAGGAAGAAAUUCUGCGAAUACUGCGAACGGCUGAUAUUCACCGAUCCCCGUUUGUACGGCCGCAAGGGAGAGGAACUGCUGUGGCGCAAGGGCUACUACGAUGUCAUAUCCACCGCGAAGAGACUGAAGAAGAAAGAAUACCAUCCGGACGAAAUCAGCUUCGUUGCGGCUCACAUAAACUCCGGUAUCGGAUUCUACAAUCACAUGAUAUCCAAAUUGCAAUGCCAGUUCAAUUUGAACAUUCGAAUCCACGUCGAUUUCGCUAUAAUGCAAUCCGAUAGAGUCGAUACAGGCGAUAUUAAACCGGAGACAAUCGAUUGGGCAAACCAGUCCGUUCAUCAAUGUUUGAUUUAUUUGGGCGAUCUUAGCAGAUACAAGCUGGAAAUAUACCCGAAUUGGGAGUCGACAUUAGCCACCCGAUACUACCUGCAAGCCAUAUCAUACAGGCCCGAUUACGGGAUGCCUCACAAUCAGAUGGGGACGUUGGCCAUGAAUCAAAAUCAAUUUUUGGACGCUGUUUAUCACUACAUGCGGUGUCUAGCCUGCCCGCAUUCGUUCGAAGGCGCCGGCAACAAUCUAUUGGGCCUGUUCGAGAAGAAUUCCAAGUUCAUCGAGCAACUGCCGGAGGAGGAUAAGAAUGCCGAUUGCAUCAUCGAGCCCGAUCGAAGCGAGAAAAUCAAACGGUUCGUUGCCAGGUUUCUUCUGCUCAUCGACAUCUGGUAUUUCGAUAAGAAAGUCAACAAAGUCUACGAUUUGUGCCAUCAAACCUACAAGAAUCUCGAGGAGUGCCUGACUUUUAUGAAACUGACGAACAGCGAGUCCGGCGAUAGUCCGAGCGAUUCGGAUUCUCUGCCGUCGCAUUUGAGCAACGACAUGGUUUUCAAAAUCGUCGUUGUUUGCUUGAUGUGCAUCAGCAAAUUGCAAUCCACCGAGUCGCCGCAACUCUCCACCGCCGUGGCUUUCGUGCUGGGCGUUUACUCUCAGAUAAUUCAAAAUGUUACCAAUCACAUCAGAGAAGGGGUCUUAAAUUUCCCAUUGAACGAUAACGCGAAGGGGAAGGCUUUAAACGGCAUUCUUAAGGAUAUAAUGAACGGCAAGAAGCGAAGUAGAUCUAAAAUGAGGCGAAGGAAAGUGCUGAAGAACGAAAGCGACGAAGAAUCUGACGCUAGUGAUAACGAAGAUGAUGAAGAUGAUUACAGUAGUUCGGAUGAUUCUUUCAUUUCCGAUGACGAGGACGUGUUGGAUGUUUCUUCUGAUGAAGAAUCCGACAUUAUUAAGGUAUCUGAUGAAUCAAACUGUGGAACGCCAAAAGAUCAACAUCCGAAUGGUAUAACCUCACCGGAUAACUUCAAUACUGAGCAAUCAAACGACGAUUUGAUUAAGACAGUUCAAUUAAUGGACAUCAACGACAUUAUAGAAAUUAUAACUGAAGAAUCCAUCCUUCAAAGCAUCAACAUUCUCAACAAUUGGCUCAAGAACGACAUCGAGGUUUUGAAAUCUUGCGCUUCUAAUACUGGUUUAUUAAAGCAAUUAACCUAUUUGAUUAAUUUAGUCAACAUCAAUUUGGGUAGCCCGAAGAUGAUUUCCGUUAAUUUAAAAUCAUCGGAAAUCGUUAAUAAAGGCUUAAAAAUACCGCUCUCGGAAGAUAUAAUACUUAAAGAUUUAGAUGUGCUGAAGGGAUCGCAGGAGAAUCUCGACUGGGCGUUCAUCAACAAGAAAAGUUUAAGUCUGAAAGAAGAGGCCGCUGUUAGGGUAGUGAAAUUGAUGGGUUUCGGGAAAUUUUUAACCGCCCUCACCGAAACCGGCAUUACCUAUGAUGAAAGCAACAACGUUCUGUUGUGCAAGUUGAAAGAGGCCACAGAUGAAGACGGAAAGAAAGCGUUGAUGUUUAUGAACGAUGAUGCUGAAUCUUCGACUAAUGACGGUAGCCCGAAAGCCGCGGUAUCUCCUACGUUUAACAAAGAUCCAUCGGAUAGAUCAAACGAAGGGAAAUUGUCGAAAAUGAAGCACAUGGGUCAGCUGUGGCUGGCGGCCGAAGUUAGAGCUCUCGAAAGUCGAGUAGGAGCUGGUAGAGUCGCUCUAUCGCCCUAUCUGGUCUUGGACGCCGACGCUUUGAUCAAAUACACGUACAUCGUUAAACAUUUGGUACACUCGAGGAAAUUCAUCGUACUGGUCCCGACAGCGGUGGUGUCGGCUCUAGACGAUUUAAAAAGGGAAAAAAUCGAAGCGAGAGACGCCAUAAGAUGGCUGGAGUCGCAAUUCCAUCGAGGCAACCGAUUCUUCCGCGCCCAACGGCCGCAAGAGCGCAGUCCCAUACCGUUCAUCAAAUACCCCAAGAAGAAGGACAAGGAGAUGCACGUGUACAUUCAAAUAAUCGAGUGCUGUCACUUUCUGGCCGAGCAACAAAAGGGCGCCUCGGACGUGGUGACGUUGCUCAUCGGCAAUCAAAACGUGCUCUCGAACGGCGAAAAUAAGGAGUUCAGUUACGUGGGAUUGGCGCAAUCUGUCGGCAUCACCAUCGAGUCGAUAACGACGUUCUACGGUAAAUGGAAGAAAUCGAAAGGGAAAAGGUGAUGGGACCGAGAGGAGGAUCCUUACGCGACUGGACAGAGAUCAUUUUUUUUGGCGGAUAAACGGAAGACGUUCGAUCGAUGGCGCGCAGCCCAACAUGUAAUUACUUUCGGAUUUAUUUUACUACUAAUGAGAUUUUUUAUCAUGUGGGAUUUUAACAAAAUAGUAUUUUGGGCAUAAUUCAUAUUAUAUUGUUCCUGUGUAGUUAUUUUGUUUAUUAAUAAACACUCAGUUGAUUA
This is a messenger RNA of Phyllotreta striolata, 3198 nucleotides long. The record is from the annotation of a GenBank genome assembly. NCBI's taxonomy places the organism in Eukaryota, Metazoa, Arthropoda, Insecta, Coleoptera, Chrysomelidae.